AUGUGUCGGGCCCUGGACUUGAGCUUCGGCCUAUUGUCGCUGAGUUCCUUUAUUGCCUGCUUUGGUACCCUCCACAUGCUCAACAAGAUUGUACACAUCCAUGCGGAUGCCUCCGUUCAUGUGGCUGUGCGUGUGUCGGACGACAGCUCCAUCUCCGAACGCUGCAGCAGGACCAUAAUUGUGGACAACAUCCAAUUGCCGCAUCUCACCUGCCUGGAGCUCUUCUAUAUGCGCUGGACGGUGGUGCUGACCCUGGUCUAUUCGUUUCUUGUCAUGAUUAUGAUGAGGGCCAAGUACGUGAGCCACUUUCAGAUCAAUCAGGUCACAUCCAAUGGGAUGAUGCUUGUGGGCACUGUCCUGGCUGUGGUUCUGCUCAUUUCCACCACGAUACUCCACGAGCGGACGCCCUUUGUGGAGGUGUGGUGCAACAAUUUCAUCAUCUACUAUCUAUACUACAUUGACCUCAACACCAUCGUGGCCGUCGCCUACUUCAUUUACACAUCCUGCUACCUAUUAGUGGGCUCAGAGGGCGACCAAGAGCCGGUAUAUAUUAUGUGAUCACUGAUCAGCAGUCUAUGUAUGGUCUUUGACGCAUAGUAGCUGUUGCCUCCUGGCUUAACAUCCUGCCGUUCGGCUAUCAAUUUCCCUGUUAGGCCUCGCAGAAUUCGAUUGAUUUUCAUGUUUUAAACAUAUUUAUAAUGAAGAAAAACGCACAUAUUUA
Drosophila persimilis is the source of this 721-nucleotide messenger RNA. RefSeq lists its product as uncharacterized. The record is from RefSeq and is a predicted model, not a curated record. NCBI's taxonomy places the organism in Eukaryota, Metazoa, Arthropoda, Insecta, Diptera, Drosophilidae. The coding region runs from base 1 to 558 and encodes 185 amino acids. The transcript is spliced from 3 exons.